Molecule: messenger RNA, 2413 nt
Organism: Saccostrea echinata
Lineage: Eukaryota; Metazoa; Mollusca; Bivalvia; Ostreida; Ostreidae
Exons: 7
Coding region: 43-2400 (785 amino acids)
Biological process (GO): protein phosphorylation
Molecular function (GO): ATP binding; protein binding; protein kinase activity
Source: RefSeq, a predicted model, not a curated record
AUAGCAGAGAACAAUGCUGUGUAGGAGGACAGAAAUAAAAGAAUGAGCAACCUCGAUAUAAUAACUGCUGCCAAAAAUGGAGAACUGCAGACGGUGAUUAAUUGCGUCAAUUACGGAGUUUCCGUAGAUACCAGAGAUAAAGAUAAUGCUACGCCGUUAUACUGGAGCUGCUGUCGUGGUUACACGAAGCUAAGCGCCGAGCUAAUCAAACUUAAACCUGACCUCAACGCCAAGGUCACGUGGGGGUCUACUGCAUUGCAUGCGUCAUGUGACCGCGGCCAUAUUGCCUGUGUGACGUUAUUAAUUCAGAGCGGCGCUGAUCUAGACAUCCAAAACAAGACAGGGAAUACCGCCCUACAUUUGUCAGCGUACAGGGGCAAUAUUGACAUAGUGAAGUUAUUGGUCCAAAAUGGAGCUAAUGUAUUCCUCCGCAACGAGAAAAGAAGAAGUGCGGCAGAAGAAGCGGAAGCUGGAUUCCAUACACACACAUCUCAGUUCCUUCAGAGAAAAAUGAAAGAUUACGAAAACAAAUGGAGGGAAAGUGAAAGCAGAAUACACAGUUGUCCAGAGAUUAUUAGAAGAAAAAUUAACGAAACUGCGUCGGAAUCUGAUUCUUGCACACAGAGGAAUAAUAACUCACACAGGUGCUUGUCAGCCACACUUACGGAGUGUUUCACAUCCGACAGUCAAAAUAAUUGCACCAAAACAUGCUCUUGUAGAGAAAGUGAAGUUAAGGAGAAAAGUAACGUACAAGACAGUGAUAUUUUGAAAGGUUGUAAGGUUCCAAGCGCGGCAGACGAUCGAGAAUCUCUGGUAGCUUUGGUGGAAAAACUUCAACUGCAAAUAGUAAAAAUCAAAGAAGAAAUCGUUCAGAAGGAUAAAAAGAUUAAGGAACUAAGUGUUUUGAAUGAAGAAAUGACUUCUGAGCUGGGAAAGUAUAAAACCGUCUGCAAGAGACUUAACGAACAGAAGACAGCUUUGGAAGAAAAAAUGAGGGCACACUCCCCGCUUAAAAACUCGGUUGAUCAUUUGUAUGAUUUCUUACAAGAGACCUCACAAGUAAACCCCUCUUGUUCAUUUACGGAUAAUUAUUUUCAAGUCUUGAAACAGAGAGUGAGACAGAAGUGGUUUGAGCCUCCAUCUGAACCAGCUAUAGACACGCCCCUGAAGGAGUGGUUUCCAGGGACUGAUUACGUAGUCAAUGGUGAUCGACCAACCAAAACAGAGACUAAUGGAUUUGAAUCCUUGACAUUUCUCAUUAAACAUUUAAAGUCUGGAAAGUUUUGUGAUCUCAAGAUGAAACUGCUAAGUGAUGAUCCUAGUGCCUCCAAAUUCGGAUAUUACUCUCUGCAGCAAAGUGCUCUGGAAAUCCAAAAACUCAAUAUACUUUCAAACUUAAAACAUCCAAAUAUCCUGAAAUCCUUGCACGUCUUUCGAGGAACAACGGAUAGAUUUCGCAAAUUUUUAUCAGUGCUAGUUCCACAGCCACGAGGAUCGUCGAAUUCCACUGAAAUUCCAAGACAGGCUUUUUUCCUUGUGACGGAGCAUUAUUCCCAUACCCUUCAGUCUUUCAUAACAACACUGCGGGGAGUGACCCCGGUUCCUUUAUACGGGUUAACGGAUGAGUUUCUCCUAUGUAUAGUUUACCAGAUCCUGUCUGCACUCUGUUAUAUGAAGCGACAUGGAAUAGUCCACAGAGACCUACAUCCGGGAAAUGUGUACAUGACCGAACGUUUUUGUCCGGUGAUUGGAAAUUUUGAUAUGGCUGCGUGUGUUCUUGACAACGACAAUCAGCAGGUGGUGCUUCAGGAGCAAUGUCAAAUUAUGGCGGGAAAUUCAAAUGCUUGGGCACCUGAACUUUUACAGUACAAUAGUAAUGCACCGCAGCUGAUAUCAAAGAAGGUAACACUAAUGAGUAUAUAUGAAAAAUCUGACCUCUACGCAGUCGGAAGGAUGCUACACACGCUUCUUCUUCCUCUGGAAAUCGACAAGAAAUUCCAGCAGACAAUUGAAGAGAAUCCAUGUUACAAGUCACAGGAGAUACCGGAACUUCCGGUUUCUGUGCCACGUGGUCUGAAGAUUUUAUUGAAGAAUCUCGUUUAUAGUAAUCCUUCUGAAAGACUAAGUGAUCAGCAAUCCAAACUCUUCAUUGGACUCCUCAUAUUCGCCCCAAAGACUAAGGAACUACGUAACAUUGACGAUAUUCGGACGUAUUGUCACUCAUGCAUGCUCAGUUUAUUAGGACAAGAUACAAAAAUUUUGAGCACACCAAACCCAACCUUUGAAGAAAUCCAAAGAGUGAUUUUACCGGAACUGGAAAGUGACUUUUUAUCUACUGCAGGAGAUCAUUCAUACUUUGAUAUGUACAAAAGAGUUUGUUCUCUAAAGUGUUUACAAUAAAAAUGAGAUUUUA